AAUCAACAGGCGCAUACAGCCGUACAUGUAGCCAGCAGUUGUGGCAACUCGUACCACUUCCAGUUCCCGAUUCACGGAAGGUGUACGUGUCAAACUGUCUAACUCGCACACUUUGUAAGUGAUAUUGAUUUGAACAGAGGGUCGUAGUCUUUGCGACUGUGACAAUCUUCAGUAUUCUUCUGACACGAUUGGCGCAGAACGGCAGCAGUGUUUUGCUGAUUCGUGAGGGCCUGGAUCACAGCAGACUUGCAGGGAAAGGUCCCACCCACCCCGGCGGGCCCAGUGUGUUCGGCGCUUGCUGACAAGCCAGAAAGUGCCUACUCAUUUGAACGCACGGUCUCCAACGAAGGGACAUGCCCCCUCAACUCGUGGAACACACCACAAGUCCAUUGUUACCGGAGGACGGUAGAAUGUCGCCCACUGAAAGAGUGGUGAAAUGCGUACUUGUCGGAGACGGGGCGGUGGGGAAAACAAGCAUGGUCGUCAGCUACACCACGAACGGCUACCCUACCGAAUACGUGCCCACGGCAUUCGACAAUUACUCAGUGGUGGUAACAGUGGACGAGAAGCCGGUGAGACUACAGCUCUGUGACACAGCGGGACAGGAUGAGUUUGAUAAUCUACGGCCACUCUGCUACCCACAGACAGAUGUGUUCUUCGUGUGCUUCAGUGUAGUCUGUCCGACCUCCUUCAACAACUUGGUGGAGAAAUGGGUACCAGAAGUUCGGAGACAUUGCCCCAAGACUCCUAUCAUUCUAAUAGGGACACAGUCGGACUUGAGAGAAAGUGUGAAUGUAUUGAUUGACUUGGCAAGAUAUGGUGAGAAGCCAGUGAGCGAAUCAGAAGCUCGGUUGCGGGCACACGAAGUAGGUGCCAUUGCAUACAUGGAGUGCUCCUCACUGACUCAGAAAAACUUGAAGGAGGCAUUUGACUCUGCAAUCAUCAGUGGAAUUGAAUACCAGGACAGCAGGAAGGGGAAGAAAUGCAGGGACAAGCCGUACAAGCCUAAGCCUGUCAAGGCUGUGAAGCAGCCCAACAAAGCCAAGCCGAAACCCAACAGGAGUUCAUUAGCAACAGAAAAGGCAAAAGAGGGCUGGAAAAAGUUUUGCUGCUUCCUUGCGUCAUAGUGACAUUGUAAUGAAAUCAGGAACUUUCCCAAGGACUUGACUGGGAAAAGUAAAUAUGCUGCAACAAAGGAAGUUCCUCACAGGUAAUCAGAAGUCUUGUUGACGGUUUCUUAUACAUGGAAUAAUGCUAUGAACCCCAACAGUUGUCAUGGUUGCCAAGUGGUUUUUUGAAUAUCUAAAGGUGGAAAAAGUUGUAAAUAAUAUUGUGUUAUUUAUCUUGUAAUAUAAUGGAAUUCAACACAAGGGGCAAUUUGUAGGUUGCUUUAUUGAAACUAAUGUAUUCAGAGAGUUAGCUGUGUUACAAUUGUUGCAUCAAGCCUAAAUCUGCUCAGUGGUCUUCUUACACACCAUGCCAGUUGCAUGUACAUGAUGCAUUCUUUUACUGACAGUUUUUUUCGCAAAACAGUGUUGUGCACAGGCCACACAAGCUGUUGUCUAUUGAUCUUUGUUGUUAAAUGCAUUUGUUAAUUGGUCUACUGUACAUUUGGCCCCAGACAUUAGCAUUAGCAGCCAAGGGGGCAUCAUUGCCUAACAAUGUUGUUGCCAGAGAGCUGAAUACUGUUUCAUCAAGAAGUUCACUUAGCUAGCUAGUCUCUGGCAUUACUAUGCAGUCAGUAGUUUCAUUGUCCAAUAUUUUCAUUUCAGUGCUGAGUGAAAGUGUAAAUAUACAUGUUACAUACAGGGUUUACUUCUGGCAGUCAUUUUGAAAUAAGAAAGUCUCAUACAGAAGCAUGUGAUGCUGAAAGCUAAAGCACAUUCCUGUGUCUAAAAUGUUGCAUCGGAAUACGAAAUAAACAAGAAUGAUGUCUAAGACAGAA
This is a messenger RNA of Branchiostoma floridae (Florida lancelet), 1945 nucleotides long. Its product is annotated as cell division control protein 42 homolog. Lineage: Eukaryota; Metazoa; Chordata; Leptocardii; Amphioxiformes; Branchiostomatidae. The record is from RefSeq and is a predicted model, not a curated record. The transcript has 3 exons. Gene Ontology annotation, molecular function: GTP binding; GTPase activity. Gene Ontology annotation, biological process: small GTPase-mediated signal transduction. Bases 354 to 1127 code for a protein of 257 amino acids.